AUGGCUUUUGUACACCGACUGUAUCUCCUCACAGCAACUAUUUCUCUCUUCUCCGCCGCUCUUUCCGCCGCCCAAACGCCUCCGCAGGCCCUUCUUGAUGCGGCGGAGACGCUUGCAAACUCCGGCUACAUUGCCAUGUCCCUUACUGUUCAACUCAUUGCCCCUACACUCCCACUCCCCUCCGCCACCACCACCUCCACUACUACCACCCUCACCAUCUUCUCCCCACCAGACACCGCUUUCAAAACUUUCGGCCAGCCCUCCCUUGCCGACCUCCUCCUCCACUUCUCGCCUCUCUCGCUCUCCCCUACAUUCCUCCUCUCCCUCCCGUUUUCUUCGAAAAUCCCCACUCUCUCCACCUCCCACCACCUCACAAUCACCACUCCUCCUGACUCGAAGAACGUUGAAAUCUCUAUCAACAAUGUGACGAUUGCUAUAUCGCCCAUUUUCGACGAUGGGUCGGUAUUAGUUUACGCCAUUGACUCCUUCUUUGGAUUGAAUUUUAGACUAUCAAACACCUCGAUAACUGGAAAUAUUAACCCAGAUCGAGACUUGAAAUGCCUCAAAUUGGAGAAGCCCUCACGGUUUCAAGAGGCGUCUGAGGCUUUGAAGUCUAGAGGUUACGCGAUAAUGGCCUCGUUUCUGGACUUACAGUUGAUUGGAUUUACUGGUGGGUUUCCAGAGAAAUUGAAGUUGACUGUUUUUGCGCCUGUAGAUGAGGAAUUGGUGCAAUUCUCUGGGGAUUUUCCGGGGUAUUCCUCGUUGUUCAUGAGGCAUUUGGUGCCUUGCAAAGUGGGUUGGAAUGAACUUAAUCAGAUGGGCAAUGGGACUGUACUGCCAAACAAUGCCGAGGGAUUCAGUUUAGAGAUUACUAGAAAUGAAGAUGAUGAAGCGUUAAUGGUGAACGGAGUUGAAAUCACAUUCCCAGGCUUGCAUGACAGUGAGUGGCUGGCGAUUCAUGGGAUCCGUGGAUUGAUUGCAGAACCUGAGACUACAGAGGAGGAAACUGAAAUGGAGGAGUACUCUGCGACAAAAGUCUAG
Molecule: messenger RNA, 1041 nt
Organism: Fraxinus pennsylvanica
Lineage: Eukaryota; Viridiplantae; Streptophyta; Magnoliopsida; Lamiales; Oleaceae
Source: the annotation of a GenBank genome assembly